Botrytis porri is the source of this 525-nucleotide messenger RNA. RefSeq lists its product as uncharacterized. The transcript has a single exon. Bases 1 to 525 code for a protein of 174 amino acids. NCBI's taxonomy places the organism in Eukaryota, Fungi, Ascomycota, Leotiomycetes, Helotiales, Sclerotiniaceae. The record is from RefSeq and is a predicted model, not a curated record.
AUGGGGGCAAUCGGCUCGCGGAAUGGUUCAGCGACAGAGGCCUCAAAUUCACGAACAUCCCGGGCCAAGCGACACACAGCACUUGGUCUCUGUCAUUACUGUAAGGCUCCUGGUCAUUCAGUAUGGGACUGCGAAGCAAAAAGAUUGGCCGAUUCACAUCGACCAGGUUUACAAGUUUCUCGAGGUGGUAGAAGCAAUGGCUUUGGUCGAGGCGGCGGAUUAGCAGGCCGGGGUGGAAGAGGUAACCCAGGCGGGUUUCAGAACGGAGGUGGAUACCAAGCACCCGCAGCUGGGCACCAAGUUUUCGGAACGAAUCAACCAACUCGCACCUACCAACCCAAUACCCAAAAUCGCCAACCACCUAGUCAAUAUUAUCAACCCAGAUACCAACAACAACUGAACACAGUCCAAGGUUAUAUCGAAGCCGAAUCCCUUACACCCUCAGAGAGUACAUCUAAUACACCAUAUUCGACAAUGUCACCACCUUCGGAUUUAGGUUCGGGAAAUGCAACACCUCCGCAAUAA